Molecule: messenger RNA, 1692 nt
Organism: Penicillium oxalicum
Lineage: Eukaryota; Fungi; Ascomycota; Eurotiomycetes; Eurotiales; Aspergillaceae
Exons: 4
Coding region: 1-1692 (563 amino acids)
Biological process (GO): transmembrane transport
Cellular component (GO): membrane
Molecular function (GO): transmembrane transporter activity
Source: RefSeq, a predicted model, not a curated record
AUGGGGGGUAUCGUCACCCAAAGCUCGGUGGUCGAAAAGCAUGCGACACCGUCGAUGGAUGCAGAUGAGCUACGUCUGGCUCAAAUGGGGCAUACACAAGAGUUGAAGCGUCACUUCAGUAUCCUCUCACUGAUCGGAUUGGCAUCAACCACGACCAUCUCGUGGACCGGCCUCGGAUUGGGCAUUGUCACCGAGAUCAAUGCUGGGGGUCCUGGGGCGAUCAUCUACGGCUUCAUUCUCGUCACCAUCAUGCAAUCCUUCUUGGGUGCUUCGCUGGCUGAAUUCGUGUCGAGCUAUCCCACCGAGGGUGGCAUGUACCACUGGAUCGCGGCGGUAGCGCCCAAGAGAUCCAGCGCCUUUCUGAGUUUUCUCACGGGCUGGUUGACAGUGUGUGGAUGUGAGUUCCAACCGCCAACGCUCUGCCCCAAAAAGAAACCCCCCCCCCAAAUUGAUCGCUUCGUGCUAAAUUUUAACGGGGGCGACCCUGCGACAGGGAUAUUUACCACCGCCUCGACAAACCUCAUAUUUGCGCAAGUCGUCCAGGCUUUGUAUGCGCUCUAUCAUCCGGAUCUAGCCUUCCAGACCUGGCAGACAUUUGUCAUUUAUCAGAUUCUCAAUGCUCUGACGGCGUCCGUCGUGCUGUUUGGCAAUCGAAUCAUUCCUGCUCUGAAUAAGUUCUCUCUCUUCUACUUGCAGAUCGGAUGGCUCGUCGUCCUGGUGACCGUCGUCGCAUGUGCCCCAACUCAUCAGAACUCGACCUUUGUGUUCAAGACCUGGAUCAACAACACCGGCUGGAGCAAUAAUGGAAUUUGCUUCAUCACCGGCCUUGUGAAUCCGCUGUACAGUCUCGGAGGCCUCGAUGGAGUCACCCACAUUACCGAAGAGAUGCCCAAUGAAUUGAUCUUCAGCCCCUACUCGACGGUGAGAAACACAUCAACUGACUACAAGUCACCAACCAAGCCCUCCCGAAAUGCACCCCUCGCCAUUGCUAUUACCCUUUCCAUCGCCUUUGUCACCGGUCUCACCUACUUGAUCGGACUCAUGUUCAGUGUCCAGGACUACGCCGCUCUCUCCACGACCAGCACGGGACUCCCUCUCGCCGAGCUAUUCCACCAAGUCACCCAAUCCGCCGGCGGCGCCUUUGGUCUUACCUUCAUUCUCUUCAUCGCCCUCGGACCGUGCGUCAUCUCUUCUCAGCUGUCCACGUCCCGCGUUCUCUGGGCCUUUGCCCGCGACGGGGCCAUGCCCUUCUCCAACAUCUGGAGCCGAGUCAGCCAACGAUUCGGCAUCCCCUUCAACGCACAGCUCCUCGUUGCCGCGGCCAACGCCGUUCUCGGCUGUUUGUACCUGGGCAGCAGCACCGCAUUCAACAGCAUGUUGGGUGCGGCCGUGACCAUCAAUAACGUGGCAUAUCUGAUCCCCAUCGCUACCAACAUGCUCACCGGCCGGGGCAACAUGCACAAGGGAGCGUUCCAUAUGGGUCGUUUGGGGUGGAUCGUCAACGGCAUCACGGUGGGAUGGUUGAUUUUUGCCAUCAUCUUCUUUAGUUUCCCGUAUACCAUGCCGCUGACUGUGCAGAAUAUGAACUAUACAUGUGUGGUGGUUGGGGGAUUGCCGCUGUUCAUUCUAUUAUGGUGGGUGAUUGGUAGCAAGCAGUACAAGGAGAAGAUUGCGGCUGCCAAGGAGGAAUAG